CUAAUGAAGGUCGUUGGAGAACAGGAACUCAUCAGCCUUUCUUUACAUAUUGUGGGGAAACCUUUUUCCCAAAACAAAGGCACGGCCCAUAGUUGUUUGUUGUAAGUAGUUGAAGCAGAUCCAGGCUUGGGGGGAUCCAAAAUGGGAUAAAAAGGUGUGAGAAUGAGAGGUGAGUUAGUUUGGGGAACAGACGUGUGGGUACAGGAGCUCUGCAGGCUAAUGAGGAGACUCUGCCCAAGGACAGAUAUUUGCAUGAGCUAUCUAAAAUAUGGAAUGAAAGAGAGUGAGAAGCACCAGAAGUCAACAUUUUCCUGAUUUAUUGGAUAAAAACAAGAAGUCAUUGAACAAGAAAAAUCUGUAUCAGACUCAGAAAAAGCUUUAUUGCAAUGAACAGUUCAAACUCCCAGAAGAAACUUACUCUAGUGACUCAAAAUUACCAAUGCCCAAAAUGUGGGAAAGAAUUCUCGACAAAAAGAUGCCUUAAAGCUCACCAGAUCAUUCACACCGGGGAGAAACCAUUUACGUGCACAGAAUGUGGGAGAAGUUUCAGGCAAAAGUAUUCUCUUAAUAAACACCAGAAAAUUCACACAGGAGAGAAACCUUAUGCUUGUACAGAAUGUGGGAAACACUUCCAAAUAAAGGGUCAUCUAGUCAUCCACCAGACCAUUCACACAGGAGUAAAACUAUACGAAUGUACAGAAUGUGGGAAAAGCUUCUCUCAAAACAGCAACCUCCGCAACCACUAUAAAAUCCACACGGGGGAAAAACCAUUUUCUUGCUCAGAAUGUGGGAAAAGUUUUCGUUUAAAGGUCGACCUCACCAGACAUCACACAAUUCAUACAGGGGAGAAACCAUUCACUUGUACAGAAUGUGGGAGAUGCUUCUCUACAGGCAAUAAUUUUGCUUCGCACCUACGAACCCACAAUCGAGAGAAACCGGUCACAUGCACAGAGAGCCGGAAACAAUUCAGCCAUAAGGAUUAGUUUGAAGAGCAUUUUUAAGUUAACUCAGAAGAAUUGUGUAACUUUACUCUACAAAGUCCAGCCUUAAACAACAACAUAUAACUCAUACAGGGGAGAAACCUUUCACCUUUCUGAGAAUGAAGUUUCUCCAAUAGUAGAUUUCAACUCCUCCACCAGAACAGCCAGACAAGGGAAGAUAUACAGUCACUUAUUUCUCCUCCAGACUCCCAGGUCAACAUUACCUAUUGGCGGAGAUCGUUGCCAACUGAAGUAAAAACGAAAUUAUAUACAUACCAACUAGUGUGGCACCAAAUCCAGACAGCAUGGGAUGGUAUUAUAAAUAGAUGAAAUACAAGGUUUUAGUAGAUCUAGUGCAUCUUCAUCAUGGCAGAAUUAUCUCCUAAUGAUUGGUACAGAUUGGAUUCCUUCUCCAAGUGAAGAAAACUACAGACACUUAUGAGGAAUAGGUGUGGAUUCUGCUGUUGAUAUAUCUAUUCCAUGGCUGGUAAAGCAUUCAGGAUGAGACAGACCUGUAUAUAGAGACUG
Xenopus laevis (African clawed frog) is the source of this 1508-nucleotide messenger RNA. It is a transcript of the gene znf33a.L, whose product is annotated as zinc finger protein 33A L homeolog. The record is from RefSeq and is a predicted model, not a curated record. The transcript is spliced from 2 exons. Lineage: Eukaryota; Metazoa; Chordata; Amphibia; Anura; Pipidae. Gene Ontology annotation, biological process: regulation of transcription by RNA polymerase II. Gene Ontology annotation, molecular function: DNA-binding transcription factor activity, RNA polymerase II-specific; RNA polymerase II cis-regulatory region sequence-specific DNA binding. The coding region runs from base 387 to 983 and encodes 198 amino acids. Gene Ontology annotation, cellular component: chromatin; transcription regulator complex; nucleus.